CAAACAAUUCGGUUUAUUUAUAAUGUUUUAUACAAAAAAUUUCAAUUUUCAAAAUAUUUUAAUUUUAUUUAAGAAAAAGAUAUUAGUACGGCAACAAUGAAAUUGUGUACAUCAAAAAUUUAAAGUUGUUGUCGAAACAAAUAAACAUCGUAGGAGACUGCUAGGACAGAUAAUAUAGCACUGCGCAUAACUUUUAUUUGAUUUAAUUAUGGAUUUCGAUGAAGCUUUAAUAGAAAAAGUGCGUCAUCGCCCACUUUUAUAUGAUCUUUGGCAUGGGGAUUAUAAAAAUUUGAGAAAGAAGGAUCAUGCGUGGAAGGAAGUCGCAGUGUGCAUAAAACUGAGUGAACUGGAGUGCAAGAAAAGAUGGAAGAGCCUUCGUGAUUGUUACAAGAGAUGCAGGCGAAUGGAGCAGGUCCCUUCUGGAAGUGGUGCUGAGGUUAAUAGAAAAAAAUGGAAAUACUUGGAUGCGAUGUCGUUUUUGGAGAGUGCAACAACUUCCAGGCGAACUAUUAGCAAUGUCAGCUAUGAAAUGGAAUAUCUCGAGGAUAGUGACAUCGUUAUUAUUGACGACUCCCAGGAUAAUUCAGUACAAGAAACAAGAAAUACAGAUUCUGAUGUAAAUAGACGAAAGAAAAAGGACUGCGCAAAAUUUGAACAAUUUCUAGACAUGGCAGAAAGAAGCAUUACCGAAUCUUGUGCUAGAUUUGUUGAAAGUAAUAGGAAGCAAAACUCCACCACCCUGCACUUUUCGUCAUUGGCCGCAAAAAUGGUUGAAUCAGGUCUUCCACAAAACGUAAUAAAUGAAAUUGAAGAAAAGGUUUCAAAUUUAGUGUGUUGGUGAAAUUAAACAAUUUUAUUCCACCAACACACUAUAAGUGUUUUGUUCUUAAGUAAAUCUUUAUAGAAUGAAGUACCUUUUUUUUAUAAAAUGUAUAUAUGUAAAUAUCUUUUUUAGUUUUUAAGUAAAUCUUUAUAGA
Molecule: messenger RNA, 977 nt
Organism: Zeugodacus cucurbitae (melon fly)
Lineage: Eukaryota; Metazoa; Arthropoda; Insecta; Diptera; Tephritidae
Exons: 5
Coding region: 209-841 (210 amino acids)
Biological process (GO): regulation of transcription by RNA polymerase II
Cellular component (GO): nucleus; transcription regulator complex
Source: RefSeq, a predicted model, not a curated record